CAGCUGUUUGUUAUGACUCAAAACUACAACUUCAGAGAACAGUAUUUUUCGUAUCUCAGGUGAUAAAUUUCUGUUUUCCACUCGAAACAACGCACUCCUCGAUUAUUAAUUUUGUUACUUUUCUACGGUAUAAAAACUUCGAUAACGUUUAAAAAAAAAUAGAAUUUGAAGCAAUGUUUAGUAAAAAGAAAGAGGUGAAAAAACGACCGAGAGAUCCGGCGAGUCUUGAACAGUUCGGAAUUUUCAAUGUUCCUGAUGCAAAUCUUGAGAAUAUGAGUUAUUCGAUGGAAGAUGAUAACGAUGAUGAUUUGGAGGCUGAAUUAGCACUGUUGACCAGCGGAGAUGAUUUGCCUCGACAGCCUCGACGCAAAGCACCACCACUCCCAGCUGCCAAAUUGGAUGCAAUGAUCAACGAGAGUAUGAAGGACAUUGAUGCUGAUGAAGAUCUUUCAGGAGACGACGACGAUCCAGAUCUUUUAGACGAGCUGCGAGAAAUAACUGGGGAAGAUGCUUCUCCUUUGGAGGAAGAAGCAGAGAAAGAAGUGGAGGAGCCACAGCCGAAAGAAGAAACAAAUAAUGAGGAAACCAUUAAGUUGUUGGAAGAGAGAUUAAGCAAGUACAAGAUAGCUGAGACAAAAGCAAAGAACGAAAAUGAAUCGGGACGUGCACGUCGUUACGGGCGUGGUGUAAAAACUAUCGAAGGAUUAUUGGCAAGUGCACAAUCGGGUAGAGCUGUCACAAAGGCGGAUAUACCGCCAGAAUUACCACCGUCAGCUACUGGCGAAGUGUCAGCACCGAAAGCAGAUUCUCCUGGUGACGAGAACACAGAAACGCAACCACCAAUUGAAAAUCCAUCGCCACCGGAAGAACCUCCUGCAGAGGCUCCUGCAAGCGAAGAAACUCCAAAAGCCCCGGAGAUUAACCAAGAAGCUUUGGAAUUGUUGAAAAAACGACAACACGAGUACAAAGUUGCGGCUCUUGCGUGGAAAAAAUCUGGAAACAUAACCGAAGCCAUGAAUCACGUUAAAAUAGCGAAACAAUUUGACAUCGUGAUACAAGGUGUGGAGGCGGGCGAGGCGAUCGAUGUUUCUGACAUGCCACCGAGUCCUCAACUCCCCAGCUCGACUCCGCCGACCGAGGGAAAGGAAGAAAGUGAAUCACAGCAGCAAGCACCAUCUGACGAACCGGCUCCGACCGCUGAGGCGCCUCGACCCGCUGUUGUCACCGGUGACGCGAUCGCCGACGCCCUUAAAGAACGCCUUGAAAUUUACCGCCGCACCAAAACAGCCGCAGAGGAAGAGGGCAAUUCAUCAAAAUCGAGACGAUACGGACGCAUCUGCAAACAAUUCGAAGAUGCUAUAAAAUUAUACGCCCGUGGCAAACCCGUCGCCUUUGAAGAAUUACCCAUUCCACCUGGACUGCCACCUAUUAUGCUUAAUCCUAGUGCUCCACCCGCUCCAACUCCUACCGCCCAACCCCCCCGAGAACCUAUACCUCAACCUGAACCCCAAGAAGGAGAGACGCCGACCGCCACCCGCAGAGCACCGCCGGUUCCAUCCCCGAAACCCACUCACGGUAACCGAGCCGGGGGAAGCGCGAUCUCACGAGCCGAAAAACAAGCAUUGAUGUUACAGCGUCGUCAAGCAGAAUUGAAGCAAGCUGCAUUGGCAGCUAAGAAAGACGGAGAUUUGGAACUGGCCAAGGAUUACUUGCGUCAAGCAAAACAAAUAACACCUUUGAUAGAAACGAGUAGAUGCGGACUCCCAGUCGAUAUGAGUUCUAUACCGAUAUCACCGAAUGCCAAAAAUCAACUUAACGCCAGUGGCCUCGUCGAUCCUAAAUCCGAAGAUGGUUUUACUGUCGUAUCCUCCCUAAAUUGCCUUGAGGAGGCCAGUGGGACCGAUCAACAAAUCUAUGAAAACAUGGAACAACAAUUGAUCAAACAGGCCAAAUGGUGUUUAUCAACAAGGGAUCAUUCGAAAGCUAUCGGUGAUGUUCCCGGUUACAACAAAUGGGAGCGUCUUGCUUUGGGGUACAGACACGACCUCGAUAUGCUCAGGGUACGAAAAAGGGACGGUUUGCCACCCCCGCAGCAUCACUAUGAAGAAAAAACGUAUGCGAUUGUUCAGAGUUUUCCAGAUUUGGGUGACGGAGACAUCGAAAUAUCGAUUAUUCGUGGCAUAAAUUAUCCCAAAGAAGCAGAUACGUACGUAAUAUUCGAAUAUCCAUUUCCAACGGACAAUCAUCAAACGGAUCGUACAGCGACGAUACGAGACACGAGCAAUCCCGAAUACGAGGCUGUGUAUACUCUCAACAACGCUGUCGAUCGAUCGUCUCGACAGUGUCAACGUGUUUUCAAGAGACAUUCCCUGAAAUGUCAAGUAUGGUCGAAAGGAUGCUCGCUGAACCCCAUCCUGUGUUGCACUCACCCAAGAUUAACCGAUCGGAGGUAUCUCGAGCGUUUUCGAAAAAGGUUGCCUCGGUUAGAACAUUCGGAACUCAUUGCCUCUCAAAAAGGAUUCUUUAGGAGUGACAGUCUCGUUGGGACAGUGUCAAUAAAGUUGGCACCGCUCGAGACCCAAUGCAUCUUGCACGAUUCGUUUCCCUUGAUGGACGGAAGAAGAGCUGUCGGAGGAAAGCUCGAAGUUAAAAUACGUUUGAGAAAUCCAAUCCUCAGGAAGCAAAUAGAAAAAAUAACGGACAAGUGGCUCACGAUUGACGGUUGAAGGGAAAUCACGUUGGGUCGAAACCUUCGAAAAUUCUGCUGCUUGCGAUAGAACUUGAUCCUGUCCGUGUCAAAUUGUCCGAUGACUCAUCUACAGAAAUGUCUUCGCGGUGAAGACAUUUCGAUAUAAGUUAAGCUUGCUACGACUCACGAGAGACCGACGACAGUGAAAUCAAGUGAAAACACACAUUUUUAUUUAUGCUUUCGUGUUAAUAAUGCGCAAUGCUAUGUAUAUAAAUAAUAUUCGUUGGGUGAAUGAUAGACACGCCAAGAACGACAUUGAUACAAGCUUUAAAGAACCUCGGUGACUGGUGAUAAAUGUGCCUAAUAAAGGAGCCUUUAAUUUCAAAA
This is a messenger RNA of Venturia canescens, 3076 nucleotides long. It is a transcript of the gene l(2)gd1, whose product is annotated as lethal (2) giant discs 1. Gene Ontology annotation, cellular component: nucleus. The transcript has 12 exons. Gene Ontology annotation, biological process: regulation of transcription by RNA polymerase II. The record is from RefSeq and is a predicted model, not a curated record. The coding region runs from base 174 to 2726 and encodes 850 amino acids. Lineage: Eukaryota; Metazoa; Arthropoda; Insecta; Hymenoptera; Ichneumonidae. Gene Ontology annotation, molecular function: DNA-binding transcription repressor activity, RNA polymerase II-specific; RNA polymerase II cis-regulatory region sequence-specific DNA binding.